Molecule: messenger RNA, 2988 nt
Organism: Acanthopagrus latus (yellowfin seabream)
Lineage: Eukaryota; Metazoa; Chordata; Actinopteri; Spariformes; Sparidae
Gene: slc22a15
Product: solute carrier family 22 member 15
Exons: 13
Coding region: 47-1534 (495 amino acids)
Biological process (GO): transmembrane transport
Cellular component (GO): membrane
Molecular function (GO): transmembrane transporter activity
Source: RefSeq, a predicted model, not a curated record
UCGUGGAGAUGCUACACCGGAGAGCAGCCUCACCGCCCCGCCUGGGAUGGAUUUAGAAGAAGCCUAUCAAGUCGUUGGCGAGUUUGGACCCUACCAGAAGCGGGCGGUGGCUGUCCUGGUUCUGACACAGGUGUACAUGGCCUGUCAGUCCAUGCUGAUUGUUCUGAUUGGAUCAACACCAAAGUACCAGAUCGAGCAGCAGGACGGCGUCUCAUCCAGCCAGCGCAUCGUCUUCACAGAGGACAUCGACACCAUCGUGACUGAGUGGUUUCUCAUCAAGCAGCAGGCCUAUAAGGUCAGUCUCGCCGGAUCGCUGUUCUUCGCCGGGCUUCUGGUCGGGAACAUCGUCUUUGGGCCGCUCUCUGACAAGAUCGGCAGGAGACCCGUCUACCUGACGGGUUUGUUCUUCGAGGUGAUCUUCGGUUACGUGACCGCCUUCGCUCCCAGCUAUGAGAUCUUCGCCCUGUCCCGUCUCCUGGUGGGGCUGAUGAACGGAGGCAUCGGCCUCGUCUGCUUCGUCCUGGCUCAGGAGUAUGUGGGGAAGUCAUACUGGGCCAUGACUGGGACGUUGUCCAGUAUGAUAUUUGCGGUCGGCAUCGCCCUGUUUGGCGUUCUGGGCUAUUACAUCCAGCCGUGGAGGAGCCUGGCCACGGCGGCCAACACGUCCGGUGUCCUGAUCUUCCUGCUGUCUGUAACUCUUCCCGAGUCUCCUCGUUGGCUGUAUUCUCAGGGUCGGACGGAGCGAGCAGAGGAGGUUCUUCGCUACAUGGCGCUGAUGAACGGCAACACUGCAAACAACCUGAUGCUGCAACGCGUCGGCGCCGCUAAAGCCGGUAACCACGGCAAAAGUGGUGGAGGGGUCCUGCAACUGGUGAUCCAUCCGGUCCUCCGACUCAGGACCAUGGUGCUCAUGUAUGUCUGGUAUGCAUGCAGUCUGGUGUAUUACGGUCUCACUCUGGGGGCCGGUGACGCAUCUGGGAGCCGCUAUAUGAACGUAGCCAUGUACGGCCUGGUGGAGCUGCCCGCCUACCCGCUCUGCAUGUACUUCAUCAACAAACACUGGGCUGGGAGGAGGAAGACCAUGGCCAGCUUCCUGUGUCUGGCAGGAUCUGCCUGCCUCUUCACCAUGUUUGUCCCUGAAAACACAGGAACCUUCCUGAGCGUCACGUCGUUGGCGCUUCUGGGAAAACUGAUGGUCAGCGCAGCGUUCAACAUCGCCUACCUCUACACGGCUGAGCUCUACCCGACAGUCGUCAGGAACGCUGGUUUGGGAGUUUGUUCCAUGUCAUGCAGAGUCGGAGGGAUCCUCGCACCGUUUGUUCCCUCCAUGCGGGCUCUCCACACCUCCAUGCCCUUCACCGUCUUCUGUCUGAGCGGUCUGUCUGCAGGCUGUCUUGGCCUCCUGCUGCCUGAAACCCUCAACGGUCCCACAGCAGAGACUCUGGAGGACCUGAGCAGCCCGACCCGCUGCCGAGUGCUGGAGAGCAAGCCUCUGUUGUACGAUGAUGACAAGCGGAAAUUAAACCACAAAUGAGGCCAAGCAGCUCGAAACGACUCAGGAACUCAUUCCUCACGGAGCUGCUGUUGACUGACUGAGGCUCUGCCGUAGGAAGAGGGCGUCAUCGACUGAACUGAAGGUUCCUCCUGUAUGUUCUACAGAAAAGUCAGACAGUCGAUCCCCUGCCUUAAUUUGAUUUCCUGACUAUGGUCACGGUUUUUGUGCUUCAGUUGGUCACAUUCCAGAGAUGCUGGGAAGUAUGAACAUCAAACUUGCUGCUAACAAUCGUGUUACUCACGGUUAGAUUUCCCAGUAGCAAAAAAAAAAGGACUGAGUUCAACUCAAAAACAUUCCUCAAAAUGUUCAAUGAAGUUUCUUUUGGUCUGCAUUGAUUUUAAGCAGGAAAUGUUUUCGACCAUGAAAACAUGCUCUUAUGUGUCCAGCAGUUAGCUCUGUCACAUGCUAGUGAGUUAGCAUAGAGCGCUGCAAGUGCCCAAAAGGCAAACCGGAGCUGUAGAUGGUUGACUGUUCAGUAACCGCUUAUAGUUUGUAAGAUUAUUUAAUUUAUUAGGUGUAACAUUAUGAUGGGAACAGGAGCUGAUGAUAUUGCAGCAUUUUUUGAGUUUAGAAUCAGAGGUUGCAUUAGAUGUUCUCGUCAUCUGUCAAUCUGUAUCCACCGUGAAGAAAAAAAAGGUGGACAGUUUGGGAUUUUCCGGGACUAAUCGUGGCAUCUAACCUCCAGCUGUCGACGGAGAUAAUUCUUUAUUCUCUACUAUUAUCGAAGGUUUUUGUGUCUUCUUUUUGUCUGUAACUUCUUGACACAAGCUGGAUAAAAAGUUUGCAUAUUUCAACAAAUAUGUAAUUAGUACAACAAUUGUUUCACUUUUGUAAAAGUGGAAGAAGUGUUGCACACGAUGUUAACCACAAAGCAAGAAGUGUUGUUGAGUAUGAGAUAGACUUACAGUCAGUUAGAAAAGUGUUUUAUGGAGAGUCAGAGAGAAUAUUUCUGUUACGUGAGCACAAACAUUUGGUUUUGUUCAAACUCCUGAAAAGACACAAGCCAAAUGAAUUAACAGGACAGUUUUACACAUCAAUCAAUAAUGGGACCAAUGUGUGUGUGGAAUCAAUCAAACCACCACUCUGGACAAAAUAUUGAAGUUUGUCUUUUGUGUGUCUUUUGUGUCAGACCAAGCUUGGGUCACAUGAGCUGUUACAUCCUCCACCACAAUGAUUUUAUGUGCGAAAGCAGAUGAAAAACACUUGACCAGCAUUUUACCUUCUGUGCCUUUAACUCAGCUGAAAAUUUAUGACUGAGAUGUAAUUAAAUAUAUUAAGAUAUCAGAAAACAAAUAUUGCCUGAGAUGAAUUUUUAUGCCAUCAUUUUGUAUUGUGUUUACAGUCAUACAGUUAAAAUGUUUACCAUGUAGACGUGAUGUAUCUACGGGUGCUUGUAUACAGGCAGUAAACAUUUCCAACAGUGAAUCCAGUAA